UGUAGGGACAGAGACGUCAGACCCAGGAGGAGGAGGAGCGGGACGGAAAGGCGGAGCUGCGCGGGGCGGCCUCCUCCCAGCCUCCUCAGACCACCCCCUCUCAGCAACCGCCGCCGCGAUGGAUGCCGCCACUGCGGGCAACAAGGAGCGGGAGGCCGCGCAACUCCUGGCCGAGGCCGAGAAGAGGGUGAAGGCCUCCCAGUCCUUCCUCAGGGGCCUCUUCGGAGGAAAUACGAAGUUGGAAGAAGCAUGUGAGAUGUAUACCAGAGCAGCAAAUAUGUUUAAGAUAGCCAAAAAUUGGACCGCUGCAGGAAAUGCAUUCUGCCAGGCAGCCAAGCUCCACAUGCAGUUGCAGAGUAAACACGAUUCAGCAACCUGUUUUGUGGAUGCAGGAAAUGCUUACAAAAAGGCAGAUCCACAAGGUGAGAAGCAUUGCUGUUUAUUCUUGUUAGGCGAGGCACGUUGGCUUGCCCUUGAGAAAUAUGAGGAAAUGUUUCCAGCAUUCACGGAUUCAAGGGAGUGUAAACUAUUGAAGAAAUUGCUGGAAGCCCAUGAGGAACAAAACUGUGAGGCAUACACCGAAGCAGUGAAAGAGUUUGAUUCAAUAUCCCGCUUGGAUCAAUGGCUCACCACCAUGUUGCUGCGGAUUAAAAAAUCGAUCCAAGGAGAGGGUGAGGGGGAUCUGAAAUGAUCUGUCCCACGUGACUUGUGCCGUGUCCAUUAAAAUACUCUUGUGUUGUGGCCCAGAACCAUUGUGGGAUACUUGAUAAAUGCUUCUAGCUUCACUGGCUGGUGUCUUGUUCAGUAUUCUUUAGUGGCUCAUCCUGUGGCAACUCUGGACAUGAAUUGUCAUCUGUAAGAUGGAUUCUUUUAAGAACUUCUAAAUGUAAGAUGCAGGUCCCGAUCUUUUUAUAUGUUUGCUUGGAAGUAAAUCCCACUAAGUUCAGUGGAACUUGCUUUCAUGUAAUUGCGCAUAAGGUUGCAGGGCCAGUAAACUCCACUGUUGCGAAACACCGGCUGCCCUGAAAUUAUUCACUCAUAGUAUGAGUCGCCUUGUUUCCCCACUCCUCAAGCUCCCACCCCCAAUUUGUUGUGGUUUUGAAUAAAUGUUGGUCUACAGUUUAUCUGGAUCUUUUGUGAUAUCAACAACAACAAUAGGGCAGCUCAGUUUUCACUGUUGUUGAAAUGUCUGUCCCUUGUAUGGGUUAACAUUUGUGUAACUUGAUAUGGCAGAGUCACAACUCUACACCCAAUAGAGCUGAGAGGGCACCUAAAAGGCGCAAUCUCCUUCCAGAUAAGUUAGGAGCUUCGUCUGGCUCGAAUAAAAGCCAUGUUUGAAUGCAAAUGGUUCUGUCACAAGUUAGGGUGGAAUGGUGUGUGGGUGACAGGGAAAGGUUUAACUUCAGGAGCCAGAAAUGUAAUGUUGAGGCCUCUGUUACAAAUAAAGGACCUAUUUCUGAA
Sphaerodactylus townsendi is the source of this 1461-nucleotide messenger RNA. RefSeq names its product beta-soluble NSF attachment protein-like. Gene Ontology annotation, biological process: SNARE complex disassembly; regulation of synaptic vesicle priming; synaptic transmission, glutamatergic. The record is from RefSeq and is a predicted model, not a curated record. The transcript is spliced from 6 exons. Gene Ontology annotation, cellular component: terminal bouton; vacuolar membrane; synaptobrevin 2-SNAP-25-syntaxin-1a complex. Lineage: Eukaryota; Metazoa; Chordata; Lepidosauria; Squamata; Sphaerodactylidae. The coding region runs from base 119 to 691 and encodes 190 amino acids. Gene Ontology annotation, molecular function: syntaxin binding; soluble NSF attachment protein activity.